UAUCGAUCAUUCACCCCAGCACACACAGCUCCGGCGGCUGCUCCUCCAUUACUCCUCCUCCGCCAUUUUGAGUCAAGCUGUUGGGUGUGUGGUGUUCCCUCUUAUUGUCCCAAGCCAUGGCGAUGGACGCUCAGGCUCAGGCCAAGAAUAUGGAAAAUGUGAAGAAAGAACCGCAGACGCCGAAAGCAAGUGAGAACGGUGAGAACACGAGUAACUUCCGCGGCGGCGGCGGGCGAGGUGGACGAGGAGGCUUCCGUGGGAACCGGGGCGGUGGCGGCCCUGGAGGCCGUGGCGGUGGAGGCAGCACAAAUCUAGGCAAUGUUCAGACCUCGACUCAGGUGCCUGGUGGUAUAGGGAGUCUGGGGGCCAGCAGUGGCGGCGGCAGCAGCAGCAGUAGCGUCGGCCGUGGAGGAGGCGGCGGCGGCGGCGGCGGCGGCAGUAACAGCCACAACAACACAGACAACAGGAAUGACCAACACCCACACCAGCAUCACCAACAACACCAGAGGAGUGAUCAGCGGGGUGGCGGUGGCGGCUACUAUAGGGGUGGUCGAGGACGUGGCGGCCGAGGUGGUGGCGGCGGUGGUGGCGGUGGCGGCUCUAACUAUGGCGACAGGGAGGGCAGCUCUCAGAGGAACCAGACUCGACUAGCAGCACCCCAGCGUCAGUAUACAGUAGGUCAUCAAGACAGAAUCUUAGAACGCCUGAAACAACUCGCUGGACCCUUAAUUGAUCUGCCACCGAGGGAGGAAGCUGUUCGCAAAUUUUCUAAUCACUGCAGACUGUGGGUAGGAAACCUGCCCCUGGACAUUAAGGAGGACGAUGUUAAGGAACUUUUUAAACCAUAUGGAGAGUUUGAUGAAGUUUAUUUUGACAAAAACAAAGGAUUUGCCUUUGUUCGCAUGGACUUUAAAAGUAAUGCCGAGAAAGCACGGCAAGAACUUCACCUGAAGGAUUACAAGGGACGACAGCUCAAAAUUCGAUUCUCAUCGCCGGGCACAGCACUCAAGAUCCGCAAUCUUUCUACUUGGGUUACAAAUGAGCUUUUAGAGAAAGCCUUUUCGGUGUUUGGGGAACUUGAAAAAGCUAUUGUCAUUACCGAUGAACGUGGACGCGCUACUGGUGAAGGCAUCGUUGAGUUCUGUAAGAAACCUUCUGCCAAUUUGGCGCUCAAAAAGUGCAACGAAGGAUGUUUCUUUAUGGUCUCGUCUCCCCGUCCAGUUAUAGUGGAACAGAUGGCUCUAGUUGAUGAUAAUGAAGGAAUGAGUGAAAUAAAUGUAAACAAGCGCAAUCCAGAGUAUGUUAAGGAGCGGCAGCAGGGACCACGCUUUGCACAUCCUGGAUCCUUUGAAUAUGAGUAUGGCUUGAAAUGGAAGCAGCUGUAUGAACUGUUUGAUAAGAAGAAAGACGCUCUGGACAAAGAGUUACAAGACGAGAAGAGGAAAUUGGAGGAACAGAUAGAAUAUGCCAAGUACGAGCACGAGACAGAGAUGCUCAGAGAACAUGGUGUUUAUCCGACAGAGUUACGCCAGAGGGAAGAGAUGAAUCAGCGUACAAAGUCAGAUUACGAAGCGCGUCAGCGUGAGUGGGAGGAACACCGCCGCACAGAAGAGGAAAGACAGCGUCGCCAGGAGGAAGAAUUGUCAUUGAAGUUCCGUCAGCAAGAGGAGGAGCUCCGCAGACGUCAGGAGGAGAACCGACAAUUUAUGCAGGAACGUGCUAGUGAUAUGUUGAAGAAUGAAAAUAGCCAAGACAGUUUUGGAAGUACUGGUUAUCAAGGCACCGAGGGCAGCAACUGGCGCCGCAACAGUGACAGUUACAGAUCCCAGGGAGGCAGCAGCUGGCGUGGUGGUGGUAGUGACUCUUGGGGUCGUUCUGGGAUGGCAGGUAGUCGUGGAGGCACUAGCUCGUCUGGUCUGGGCAGUAGCUGGGCAGACAGUAGCUGGGAUGGUCGUCCUGAUCCCUGGCAGAGUGACAGUCGCAGUGCAUACCAGCGUGGCAGCAGUGAGAGUGAGCUCCCGCCUCCUCCGACCACCAACCAUGCUGGUGGUUCCUCCUCCAUACGCAACCCAGGGAGAGGGGAAGAGAAAGAGGCAGAGGACACCACCAAGGAGGACCCCAACACGUUCCUGGAAAACUUCAACCGCGGGCGUAACUUUGAGCAGGAAGGAAUUGACUACGCUGGCCAAAGAGGCCGCGACGCUGGCCGCAGCCGCUGGGGACGCAAUGACCACGAUGACUACGGCCCGGCCAAGAGGGCUCGCUACUAGACGUGGAUGAUAGGGCUGGUCUCUGAGCUCAUAUUAACAUGUUAGCCUUUACUCCACAAAGAUGCCAUCAACCAUUCACUGCAUUCAUUAAUUUCUGUAUAAAUGAUUGGUUUGGCUUUAUGGGGAUGGGGCAGUAAAAAAUCCUGAUCUUGCAUUUCUUGAACAUGCACCAAAUAUAUUAAAUGUUCUUUUAAGAAAGUUUUUUGGAUACCCUCCAUUGUUUUAGUGCGAGUCGUGCAAGAGCUCCGGCUCUGCAGGAAAUGUUCAGCAGGAAGACUUUAGGUGAAGUCACUGCAUAUCUUGUAUCUGAUGAGACUAGUUUUGAUGAACCUGUUAAAAUAUUACAAGUUUUUCAGGGUAGCAACACUAGGGAGUAGUUUUUCAUUACUGUGAGAAGUAUUCCAUAUUGGGUUCAUUAUACCAUAACCCAGUAGUAUACUGUACUGUAGUUUGUAAGUCAUUAUGUGCAAGUGUUUUAUGUCACAUGGUACUACAUAUUUUGGUAAAACUAAAAUUUAUUUUAUACACUAAUGAUGAAGAAUUAUUUUUUUUUAUUGUCAGUUGUACAAAGAUUGAGUUAGUCUCUUCAUAACUUGUAUGAAUAUUUUCUUUGUCUUAUCUUAAUAAAUGUAACCUUAUAAUU
Messenger RNA from Homarus americanus (American lobster), 2913 nucleotides. Its product is annotated as hrp65 protein-like. Bases 117 to 2270 code for a protein of 717 amino acids. Gene Ontology annotation, biological process: regulation of DNA-templated transcription. The record is from RefSeq and is a predicted model, not a curated record. Gene Ontology annotation, cellular component: nucleus. The transcript has 12 exons. NCBI's taxonomy places the organism in Eukaryota, Metazoa, Arthropoda, Malacostraca, Decapoda, Nephropidae. Gene Ontology annotation, molecular function: RNA binding.